Messenger RNA from Rhopilema esculentum, 3379 nucleotides. RefSeq lists its product as uncharacterized. The record is from RefSeq and is a predicted model, not a curated record. NCBI's taxonomy places the organism in Eukaryota, Metazoa, Cnidaria, Scyphozoa, Rhizostomeae, Rhizostomatidae.
GAAAUUGGAAACUUAGCCUAGCUGAAAUCAAAACAAAGUGAGGAUUACAAAGAAUAUGUGGGCAAAGUCCCAAAGAGUUUGGCAAACAAUCAAGCAAACAUUAAAUACAAGAACAGUUCAUUAAGCAAACAACAUUUUUCUGAAUAGAAAGAUGCAUUCACCUUUUCACUUGUUGUUGAAUCGACGUGGUCCAAACUACCAGAAACCUGGAGUCCAAAGCAUAGUCGUAGCUCAUAAACAUAUGUGAGUGGGAUGAUCCAGGGUCGAAGAAAAUUAUUUGAUACUGUUGGGUUUUCAACUGGAGAUGGGAUGUUUAACUGGUAUUUGUGGCCGACUUCGGAAUCGGUUAAAUCGGAAGCAAACACGAUUAUCUGGACAACAUCUUGGUGCUGUUGAAAACCAGGGUUUUGAUUCAAGUACCAUCAAGCUCAACGGUAAAGAUGAAAUAUCCAUAGAAAAGUUUACACCAUUUAAUAAUCAAACCGAAGACAAGUUUGUGCCUCCUUCUGAACACGAGGAUGGCAUAGGUGAUGACGCAAGUACUGUCCAAAAUGAAGUGUCGGAAAUAGUUCCUUACUCGGUAGCAGAAAAUCGGUUUGCCGAGAUGGUUGCAUCACAUGAGGAAACGGACUUGAAUUUUGCUCCUAAAAGCCAAGAAGAUAAUGAAUUUGGUGAUACAGAAAUAUAUCCAUAUCCAACACCAUCGGAGUUAGAGGAGUCAGUAGAAAUUGAAGUCAUACUGAGCUCUAAUUCUCCACAGAGUGGAGCUAGAAAGUACCAAGCUGGAAAGUAUAUUGGAGAAGUUGAAGACAGUCUAAAGAGUGUUCAAAAGUCAUCGAGAAUCAUAAAAGUUUUAAAUGACGGUAUAAUUAACACAGAUGAAGAUUUCAAAACAAAAGAAAUUGCUAAACACACGAAUAAGAUGGAAGACGACAAGAAAGGAAAUGUUCAUCAAGCAGCAGAUAUAAAUUUUCAUAAUGAAAAUGAUCACAGUUAUAGUGACCACAUGCUUGAAAAAAAUCAAAGCUCAACUCAAGACCCCAAAAGUGAGACAAAUUUGUAUUCAGGGAAGGAUAAAACGAGGACAGAAGAAGUGAUAAAGAGGGAACUUGCGAAAGAGGACAAAAAAUGCAUAGGGGAAAAUUAUGAAGAAGCAUCAGGUGAUGGUGAGUCUAUCGUUAAUGAAGAAGACAACUGUGACAAACACCAUGGAGAAGAGAAUUGCAGUCUUAAUAAAAAUGAUGACGAAAAGAAAAUCGAAAACGACGAUGACCAACAGGACAAAGAUAACGAUGACGACUAUGACGACGACGAUGACAGCAACGACGAUGACACCGACAAUGAAAGCGACGACGAUGACAACGACGAUGAUAGCGACGACGAUGAUAGCGACGACGAUGACAACGAUGAUGAUAGCGACGACGAUGGAAACGACGAUGAUAGCGACGACGUUGAAGAUGACGAUGACGGCGACGACGGUGUGGAAAACAACGACGAUAACGACGACGAUGACGACGACGGUGUCGAUGACAACGACGAUGAUGUUGAUGAAGACGACAAUAAUGAUCACGAUGAAGAAGAACAUAACUUCAGCGAUAAUGAUGAUACUGGAAAAGCAAACGGCUACUUUGAAAACGUGCAUGAAAACUGUUCCUAUAGUGGAAAAAAUAGCACCGAUACCCCUAGGAAAGAUGACGAAAUACUUGGUGGCAAUGACUAUGACUAUGGCAAUGAUAAAGAGGAAGAGAAUCAAUUAGGUCAAGUGGAUCACGUCACAAUUAAUGAAGAAGCGUACUCCUCAAUAAAUGAGAAAAAGAAUGACGAUAUUGUCGAUGUGACGAAUAAAGUCAUAAGCAGCGACAAUGAAAUGAGUAGGCCGUUAUGUAGUUAUGUUAGCAAUGUAACUGAAACUGAAGUUAGCAGCAGAACUGAAAACGAACGUCACCCAGAGGUUGACGAAGCUCAAACGUUUAUAAAAAAUGACAUUCAAGUAACAGUAAUUCUGUGAGCUUGAAUGCUGACAUUAGGGUAUGUCCGUUGAAUUUAGAUAUUUUUAUUGCUUACAUAAUAGCUGACAGCCAUUGAGGCUGCCACGAGAUAACAACAGACUUGAAUUUUGUAAGCGUAAUCCAUGCAUUUAGAAAUUGCACGAAUGAAAGGUUAUGCGGUAGGGGUUGUGUAGUACGCGAUGCUAAUCUAUCUUAGUAAUAACCCAGGGUCAAGCUCAGUAAAAGAACUAUGUAAUUCUAAAAACCAUUCAAUGUAGCCGUUGCACUGCUUUAGUUUAUGCUUACGUUAAAAUUGAUGAAUCUAAAAACGCCUCUAGAGGCAACAAAUCGAUGGCUUAGGACACAAGUGAAAUUCUAAGCAUUCACUAGCCCCAUAAACUAGCGAUAAGUGAGUUUAUUAGGUUCUACCACCUGAAUCGCCGUUGUCACGAGGAUGCUGACUGUCAAUUUUCAAUAUUAAUACCAUCAAUAUUAAUCAAUAUUAAUACCAUUACAUAAAUUUCAUCAACAGAUUGCAUAGCUGAUCCUAUACAUCGAAUGAGUAUUAUAAAAUAUUUUCAUAUAUGUGCACCUGGUUUCGGUAAUUCUUAAAAUUAUUGAGCAAAGAAAAGUUGCCUUAUAGUAAAAACCCCACUAAAUAAAAGAAAAAUUCUAAUAGCCACGGGCUGUGCAAUCAGGGGGCACUGGCGUCAAAGGCCUUCGAACUUUGAUAAAACAUGCAAAAAGUACCCUUCAAAACAAAAUCCAUCUCCUUUUAUUUCUAAAAAGGCUUUUGUGAUUAAUGAAAGGACUCUCUGCAACAAUGCUUCCUUAUAACGAUUGCUGUCUUGGCUGAUAUUGAAAGCUUAGCUUCUGACUCCCUGUCGAUUAUCAGUUAAAGGCGGGAUUUGGUAUAGAGGGAGCUUCUUGCAUAGUUAUGGACGAUCAAUUUUACUAUUUUUAUGAAAAAAGGGGUUGAUCAACUUUACUACCAUCUCUCACAUAUUUACCUAUCAUUAAAAAUAAGUAUAGUCAAGGUUCCCUCAAAUUGCCCCAAGCUGUCUUAUCUUUAAAAUCUCCACACAUACAUGAUAAAAAAGACAACAAAAUGCAAAGCAAAUUAUUUGUGUCUAAAAGGAUUCUCUCUAGAGUUAAAGACUUAAACAAAUCAUCAAGCAACAGACAGUAAUAGUUGUUAUGCAACCUAUACGUUUCACUACAGUGUCUGUUUUAAAAACCUCCCACUGUGAUAUACAUGUGAUUUUACCGUCUGAUCUUAAGCAAACAUUUACCUCAACUUUCUUCUUUUAAAUAUAUAAUAUAUAAUGUUAAUGAAGUUGAUGUAAAUGUUUUUUAACUAUACAUUCUUUUAUACAUACUUUUAAAAGGUU